Messenger RNA from Ilyonectria robusta, 1914 nucleotides. RefSeq lists its product as uncharacterized. Gene Ontology annotation, molecular function: N,N-dimethylaniline monooxygenase activity; flavin adenine dinucleotide binding; NADP binding. The transcript has 4 exons. The record is from RefSeq and is a predicted model, not a curated record. Lineage: Eukaryota; Fungi; Ascomycota; Sordariomycetes; Hypocreales; Nectriaceae. The coding region runs from base 1 to 1914 and encodes 637 amino acids.
AUGCGUGUCGCAAUCAUUGGCGGUGGCCCCUCGGGCCUCGUCCAGCUGAAGGUCCUCCUCGAGGCCCACCAGCGCUUCUCCGUCGCGCCGUUCGAGGUCAAGCUGUUCGAGUCCUACAGCAAGAUUGGCGGCAUUUUCUUCCACCACUCGUACGAGGACGGAGAGCUGGUCUCGUCCAAGUACCUGACCACCUUUUCCGACUUCCGCCCGACGCUCGACGAGCCCGACUUCUUCUCCACCGAGAGGUAUCUGGAGUACCUCGACGCCUACGCCUCGCAUUUCCAGCUGUGGCCGCACAUCAACUUGAGCACGGCGGUAAAGUCGGUUAGGCGGGGAGUCGACAGCGCCCAUGUAGUCACCUACCAGACGCCGGAUGGCGAGGUCGUCGAGUGGGAGUGUGACGCUCUCGCUGUCUGCUCAGGCGUCCACGCGGUUCCGCAUAUUCCUGACAUCCCGGGUCUCGAGCGAGUGCCCUCUGUCAUGCACUCAUCUGCGUUCAAGACCCGAGAGCAGUUUGGAAAAGACACGACCGUCCUCAUCCUCGGGAGUGGCGAAACGGGCGCGGAUGUCAGCUAUCUCGCCGUGACCGCAGAUACAAAGAAGGUAGUCCUCUGCCAUCGCGAUGGAUGGAUUGGCGCACCCAAGAGAGUCCCUGGUCAGAAAUUCCUCCCAUGGCUUUUUGGAGCCAAGGACUAUGACUACCCCCAACUGCCUCUGGAUGUCAGCCAAAUCACAUUGUUCGACUCCAUGUACGUCCACCCGAUGGUUCGGGAUAGCAUGUUGAUAUGGGACUUCUACCACUUUGUGGCGUUGCCCGCUGGGUGCUGGCUUUGCGGAGGGUCGCCAUACGGUGUCGACCAGUUUGUUGGGCAGGUCUUUGGCGAGCGCUUCCAUGUCUCAAAACUCUUUCUGAACAAGGCGUGGCAACGGAUCCACAACUAUGUCUCUUACCCGUACAGGCCGACGACCUGGCCCUUCUGGACGCGAGUUCGUCGUUUCUUCUUCAACACGGAGACUCCACCGCCACCUUCUCGCACCAUCGAUAUUGCACCGUUUCCUUCCCACAUCUCGGAGGAUGGUGUGGCUCACUUUCCGCUCACAGGACGACCCGAGGCGGAGCGCAUUCAAACCAUGGAGAUCAAGCCCGAUGUCAUAAUCUUGGCUACUGGAUACCUUACUUCGUUUCCAUUCUUGAACACCCCAGACAACGACGGGCACAAAGCUUACCCGGAGGCAUUCGAUGCAGAUGUUAGACAGAUCUGGAACUCGAAUGACCCAACGGUGGGCUUUAUUGGAUUCCUUCGGCCUGGAUUUGGAGCCAUUCCGCCUUUGGCUGAGAUGCAGUCCAUGCUGUUUACCAUGAACCUCAUCAACAGCAUCCCCAGGCCGCUCAACCCAGACGACGAGUGGCACUACCGCAUCAUCCACAAGCCCGACGCCAGAGUCUCGUAUGGCGUCGAGCAUGACAGCUAUGCGUACCAGCUUGCCAAGGAUAUGGACUGUGCCCCUAGCUUCACAGAAGUGCUCAAGAUGUCCUUUGGAGCCCGCAAGGGCUGGAGGCUACCGUAUAUCUGGGCUGCCGGAGCGUCUUUCAACACCAAAUUUAGGCUGAGAGGGCCUUGGAAAUGGGAGGGCGCGAGGGAUGUGCUGACCGGAGAACUGUGGCAGACAAUCAGCCGUCGCGAGGGACUGUUCGGAAACAUCCCUUUGAGCAUCGUUCCGAUGAUUUAUCUGGGAAGCAUCAAUCUUUUCUACUGCUUCUACGGCGGCUUUUGGGGCUUGCUCGCCAAAUUGAGAUUGUGCCGGCCAAUUCAGCGGCGGAUCGAACCGAAGCUUAUUAUGGAGGAGAUGGCGCGAUUGCAGCAAGCCGAGGCUCAGAAGGCCAAGCUGAAUGGCAAGGCUAUGAAGAAAUGA